Molecule: messenger RNA, 854 nt
Organism: Nothoprocta perdicaria
Lineage: Eukaryota; Metazoa; Chordata; Aves; Tinamiformes; Tinamidae
Gene: PABPN1L
Product: poly(A) binding protein nuclear 1 like, cytoplasmic
Exons: 8
Coding region: 34-774 (246 amino acids)
Molecular function (GO): RNA binding
Source: RefSeq, a predicted model, not a curated record
GCGCCGCGCAGCCGGAUACGAGGAGGGAGCAGCAUGUUCGGGGCCCGGGCCAGCCCUCUCUUUCUGGACACUUCUGGGAUUUGGUGGCAGGACCCACCAUCCCUGGCAGCAGUGGAGGAGUCCUGGGAUGUGACAGAGAUGCCAGCUCUCCAGAAGACCCCAGAGGAAGACUUGGACCUGAGCAAUCUGGAGGGGGACAGUGCGGAGGAGCUGGGUGUGCAGGACCCAGAGUUGGAGGCCAUCAAAGCCAGAGUGCAGGAGAUGGAGAAGGAGGAYGAGAGGCUGAAGGAGUUGCAGCUGGAAGCAGAGAGGCGCUUCCUCAUGAGCUCGGAGGCAGGUCUGUUCCCAAAGACAACAGAGGAGAAAAUAGAGGUUGAUCAGCGAUCCAUCUAUGUGGGCAAUGUGGACUAUGGUGGGACUGCGGAGGAGCUGGAGUCUCAUUUCAACAGCUGUGGGCAGAUCAACCGGGUGACCAUCCUCUGUGACAAGUUCUCGGGACACCCCAAAGGGUACGCCUACAUCGAGUUCGAGGAGAAGAGCUCYGUGAAGGCGGCGGUGGAGCUGGACGAGAGCACGUUCAGAGGCCGCAUCAUUAAGGUGCUGCCCAAGAGAACCAACAUGCCAGGCAUCAGCAGCACCGACCGCGGCCGGUACCGCGGCCGCUUCCACGCCCGGGGAGGGCUCUCCCAGCGCGGAGGCUACUACGGCGGGCAGGUGCGAGGGAGGACGUACAGGGGUCGGGCAAGACUGUUGCCUUGGUAUUUUCCAUACUAAAAGGAGGACUGGACUAUCCUGGUGGUGCCAACAGGACUGCGAAGAAGAGGAGGGAUUGCAGAGAUUAAAAAAAAAAAAAA